Molecule: messenger RNA, 3441 nt
Organism: Trypanosoma conorhini
Lineage: Eukaryota; Euglenozoa; Kinetoplastea; Trypanosomatida; Trypanosomatidae
Exons: 1
Coding region: 1-3441 (1146 amino acids)
Source: RefSeq, a predicted model, not a curated record
AUGGAACCCCAGGGCUCUGCAUUUACAACGGCGCGGGCGGAGGAAAGGAGGAGGGCGCAGCUGACCCGGCGGUCAUACAUGCCCUCGUGGAUGGCAGACUCCUCAUGGUCAGGUUCCAUCGAGGUCCCUGAGGAGUAUAUGAUGGAGCUGCUCUCGGAGGAGUCAAACGGCUCUAUGCGCUCGACAUCCGCAUCGCAGCCGGGUUUUGUAGCGAGGACACCGGGAAAAAGCGCCAGCCCACCGCUCGCAGAGACGGCACGUCGCACCAUGUCUUCUUGGGCCGGGGAGGACUGGGACAAUGGCACAGGUGCCGCCCAAGGGAGUCUGAUGUCUCUGUUGUCAGAUGCAGUCAAGGCAAUAACGCAACGCACGCCAUGGGACCCGGUGGAUUGGGGAACAGAGAUGCGAAAAGAGAUGCUUGCGGUGCUGGUUAAAAGAUUUCUCGAUCAGUAUCUUGAUCCCGGUGCUCUGGGGCUUUUUGCGAAGGAGGUCCUCCGCCAUGCCUCCGACGCCGGCGUUGCGCAAGAGCUGCAGUACCUUUAUGUAGCCUUCACGUAUGACACGACAUGGAAGGGCGAGGAUCCAUACAGAAGGGCAGAGAAUUUUUUGCGCCUUCCGGACUAUGAGGCAUUUCAGGAGCAUUGCCUCGAGGAAGUGCGCCGGCGACUUCAUAUGCUGAACACAGACUUGAGUGGGAGAGAAAUGAACGUGCAGUAUGCCAAGAGGAUUUGGGAAGAGAUUCAUGGGGCGCAACGUGGCGCGUGCUUUGGUGGGUCCAUCACACUCUCCCUCACGUGGGUACACCUUCGUGAGACGGAGGAAAGCAAAUGUAAGAACAGUGGGAGUGGGACAAAAAAAGGUCUACCGCAUCACCUAAAGGCAGUUUGGAGUCUGCAGCAGCAAAGUUGUCGUGUGGCUUCAGCGGUGGUGCCGGGAAAAAGUGCCUUGAAAGAUGGCAUCUACGCGUGGCAACCCGAUCGUCGUGUUACUUUGCUGCUGCCGAAGGGUGCCAGGGAACACUUCAAAGACUACACCAUCCUGCUCGAGCUGCUCGUGCCCCAGGUAUCCUGUUUUUGCGCUGCCCCACGGGAGAAAAUCGUGGCCUCUGCCACCAUCACCGUUGACGAUGCCCUGUAUGCGAGUGUGGCACAACCAAACUCCCCACUGCGUCGCCCUGACGCGCGCCCUUUCGCUGAUACGCCCUAUGGAAACGAUAGUGUUAGAAAUGAACCCAUUUCCGCUCCGAGUGUAGGAAUCAAGGGCUAUCAUUUUUCUUCCGUCUUGCUUUCACCAGCCACCACCACCACCAGCACCACAAAUGCCGGGUAUCCCUACACUAUUGAGACUGCAAAAACUCUGUGUAGCAUGUGUUGUCUGAAUAAGGAACACAAUACACGUCCCCCGGCCAUCAAUCUGGAGGAGGAAGGAGCUCAAGCGCGAACAAGUAUGGAGGUUGUUACAUCCAUCCAAGAUGCAUGGAGUAAAGACCACCACAAUUCCUUCUUACGUCUGGUUGAUAUUUUGGGUGACAUUGACGACAUAAGUGUUGCAAUUAUGAAGGCAUACUGUCGCCGCUACUUGAUUCACGGGGAGCUUGAAACUGUUGCCCUUCUCAGCGCCGUUUGCACGCGCUGCAACUUGGCGGACGGGGCCUCGCGUGAGCUUUGCAUUCAUGCGUUGGUCUCGCUACUUAACCUCCGCGGCACGCUAACGACGCAAGUGACAGAGCAUCUGGUCAAGGAUGCUCUCGAGACAACCCUUUCUCAUAUAUUUGAUACGAUUUUGUCUUUGGAAGACGUCAGCUCGCCUUCAUGGAAAUCAUCUUCGCCGUUGAAACCGCAGGAGGCAGAAAAAGUACUGGAGGAGAUGAAGAAACUCCUACUUCUCUUUGACGCGAAUAUGAGCAUCGAUGAUGCCAUUCUGCAGGAGGCACAACGAGGCUCCAAACCCCUGGUGGAAGCCUUAGAACGGUUAGAUGGUCGUGUACUGCGCGAGCAUCGUCGUGAUGUGGUGCGGGAAACCGUAACCGAUCUCGCUCUGCCGGAGCUUGAGCGCCAAGGAGAUGGAGCGCGACUAACGGGUAAAGCACACUACUUGUUUGAGUUGAUUACACAGGUCACCGAACGAGGCAAGCGAGCCUUUUCCUUUGCAAAGAUGUCUGGGUCCCCCGCAGUUAUGGCUAUUACCAUAUGUCGUCUAGAAAGCAUCACACAAGCCAUCUGUGUCCCACUCCGGAAUGUUGUGACACGUAUUUUAGCCUGUCUUGUUCGCACACCCGAACCGGAUCCGCUUGGUGACACGCUUGGACUUCUUGUCUCCACCUACGGUUCAGUGAUGAGCCUCGUGCAUGCCCUCGAUAAGGAGCCUGGAACAUGCUCCAUGUGCCGCGACUUGGCAGCUUGCUUUGCCGAUUUUGUCUCCUUUUGGUUUCCUCUGUGCGAGGGACACGUAUCCGCGUGGAUGGCGAGUAUUGUGACGGGUGAGACACUGGAACCGCUUGUGCCAAAUGCGGUGCAUUUCAACCACUCCCCUGGACUUCUCCAAGAUCUGCUUCAGGCUCUACUCGCUGUUUUUGUGCGUAUACUCUCUUGGACAGAUCCUCGCCAGCAUGAAAUGUACGUGAUACAUUUUUUUACGCUUCUACAGACAAUGGGAGAGGCGUUUGUUGACGCCGUGGUUGCAAAGGGCCGCACCGCUUCGCGGUUGGAGGAGUGGUUGGUCUGCCUAAGCAAUUUGCAGCGCUACCAGAAAGUGUUGCGGGAGUUUGGGGAGAAAGACGUCACACAACAACUCAUUCAUCUAUUGGGUGACACUGAGCGUGUAGUCGAGCACCAGCGCAGGAUGAUUGCUGAGCAAACGCGCGCGUCAACGAUGGAGACAGGGGAGGAGUUUGAGCGGCACAUUGGGCAUGCCUUGGAACGGUCUGUAUUGAGUUUUCUCUCUGAUCUUACCGAUGCCGAGACGUUGGGAAAGUUUCCCGUGAUCCCUUCAGUGAUGAAGCACGCUGCAGAUUGUCUUGAUAGUUAUCUCGGGCAGCAGCUUCGGACAGUCAAAAAUAACCUUGAGGAGGGGCUGUUCACCGAAUUUCUUAACGAAAUAGCUGUGCGAUCGUAUUAUGGGGCAUUUCACUCCCUCUUGUUGCGAGAAGGUACAAGGCCACUUUCGGAGAGCCAGGUGGCGUUUCUGCUCAACCUAUUGCAAACCAUUAACCAUGUGAUGGAGUCGGUGGGAGGUGAAAGGCUGUGGGCCGACUCCCUCACCUCGCUGCAACGCAAUGAAGGCAUACUGACAGCCCUUUUGGGGCAAUCAAGUCAAGCGCUCGCCCAAAUGGCCAGGAUGGAGGAGUUGGAUAGUGUGGAACGGGCGCAAGUGGAGCUUCUUCUGCGCUCCCGCCGCGACAGUGGUGCCAAGCAUUAUCUCAUGCUCUCUCACGCUAAAUAG